AACUGAUGUUAAUGGCAGCACAGAAUCAUUUGAGCUUGUUGUGGAAGAAGUGGCCGUAGACAUGGGACAGAAGGUCAAUGAAGCACCAGCUGUGGAGUCGGACUGGGUCCCAUUAGAGCUUUGCUACGGAAUCCCUCUGUUCAGCUCAGAACUCAAUCAAACCGUGUGCAAGAAGAUCGCUGCUCAUGGCCUGUGCGGGAAAGACAGCCUUCAACAUCUCCUCCAUUCCAGCCGAAAGCUCUCCUUGAAAGUCCUCAGCUUUGUGCAGUCACUGCAGGAAAGCGGAUCUGCCAUGGAGUAUACCUCGGACACUGGAACAUCGAGCCUGCAUGGACAACCAGGCCUGACAGAGGCUGGAGUACCACUGCCUUCCAAGAACUUAAUCUUUCAAGAUGGCAUCCUUUCUGAGUGGAAUGGGCGAGCCCGGGUCUCCACUCACCACGUGCACACGCCAAGCAAGCAGGCCUGACGGUGGAAAAGAAGACGACCAUCUUGUUAAACCUUUGCCCUGUUGGUGUUUGUAUUUAUUGCUGCUGUGUAGGUUAUGUCUUUAGCAGCACGACUCUAGAGUCAGUGGCUGGUCACUUUGUCCUGUGGCAUGUCCCACAAUUCGUGUACAUUCCUAGGAUGCUUUUUUUUGCAGAUUUGGAACCAUUACUAGGCCGAGUAAAGCGUGCAUCAUAAAAUGACUAAAAGUCUUACAAGAACCACUUGUAAAUGCCACUUAUUCAAGGACCAAACAUUUUAUCUUUUGUUGUUGUUGUUCCUGAAGCUUGCUGGGACUUUGAGUUCCACUAAAGCCACCAAGUACCUAAAGGCCAUCGUAAACUGAGACUUUGUUAACGUUCAAACUCAUGGUUAUUUAUUAAAAAUAAUUUCAACAGAGGUUUAUCUAUUCAAGCUGUUCAAAAA
Nanorana parkeri is the source of this 912-nucleotide messenger RNA. RefSeq names its product protein FAM91A1-like. NCBI's taxonomy places the organism in Eukaryota, Metazoa, Chordata, Amphibia, Anura, Dicroglossidae. Gene Ontology annotation, biological process: intracellular protein transport. Gene Ontology annotation, cellular component: cytoplasmic vesicle; trans-Golgi network. The coding region runs from base 62 to 469 and encodes 135 amino acids. The record is from RefSeq and is a predicted model, not a curated record. The transcript has 4 exons.